AUGAGAACAGAAAAGUACGAAAACCCACCAUUUCCAGGCAAGUAUCCCAAGGAAUCAAACCCCAGCUACACCACCAGACCGCAAAAUAAAGGGACCAGCUUUGACUUGACCCAGUUAGCAGACGAAGAGCAGAUCGCAGCGGGAUUCUGGACGGCGAAGAGGGAAAGGAUUUUGGCGGUGAAGAGGGAUGGGUUGAAGAUGAUGGUGAUGAUGCAGAACGUGGCUCGGUUUGUGGGGGGAGAGAAGGAAAGGAAUGGACUUUAG
This is a messenger RNA of Linum trigynum, 264 nucleotides long. NCBI's taxonomy places the organism in Eukaryota, Viridiplantae, Streptophyta, Magnoliopsida, Malpighiales, Linaceae. The record is from the annotation of a GenBank genome assembly.